UCGAGCUUGCAGCCGCCUUUAACACGUCCCGCUGCCACGCGUGACUUCUCGUCGUAGGCUGCAGGCUCCGGACCGCGGUGCCUGCGGGACGGCUGGGCAGCCGGCACUGAAAAAGCCGUACAGGCGUUCAUUCCCGGGCUCGGAAAAGGGUCCUGCUUAGCCUCCGUCUUCCACGGAGGAUGCGGAAGGCACGGCCAUGGAAAAGAAACCGCAUUUCGUUAGGAGGGAGUUACUUCCCAGAGAGGUGCCAUCCAUCUCACUGGCGUUACUGCUUGCAGCCGUCCUGCUCCUUAAUGCCCUUCUCUACCUGUACCUCAGUAAGUUUUCCAGCUCUCUGGGACGUGUCGAAACGGACUCUGGCCUCUGCCCUUUUGGGCAUUUCAAAUUCGGAGCGGUGAAGAAUUGUUCCCCGUGGCUUUCCUGUGAGGCCCUAAAUAGGGAAGUCAGGAAACUCAAGUGUGUUGGUGAAGGUGCUGUGAAAAAGGUCUUCCUUUCUGAGUGGAAGGAAAAGAAAGUGGUCCUUUCACAGCUCACCAACUCAGAGCUGAAGGAGGACUUUCUCCAUGGACUGAAGAUGCUGAAAGCCCUUCAGAGCAAGCACGUUGUCCGGCUGCUUGGCUACUGUGAGCAGCAGUUCACAAUCCUCACCGAGUACCAUCCUCUUGGUUCACUGAGAAGCCUGAAUGAAACUCUCCACAUUCCCAAGUACAAGGGCAUGAACACCUGGCAUCGCAGGCUGAUGCUUGCUAUAGACUACGUGAGUAUCAUUCGGUACCUGCACAGCAGCCCCCUGGGCACCUUAGUGAUGUGCGACUCAAAUGACCUGGACAAGGUUCUCUCCCAGUAUCUCCUGACAAGUGACUUUCACGUUCUGGUGAAUGAUUUGGACGCUUUGCCUCUUGUGAACAGGAGUGCUGGCAGGCUGGUGAAGUGUGGUCACAGGGAACUCCAGGGUGAGUUUGUAGCUCCUGAGCAGCGUUGGCCCUAUGGAGAAGAUGUGCCAUUUGAAGAUGACCUCAUGCCUCCCUAUGAUGAGAAAACAGACAUCUGGAAAAUCCCAGAUGUCUCCAAUUUUUUCUUGGGCCACGUUGAAGGAAGUGACAUUGUACGACUGCACCUGUUUGACAUUCAUGCAGCAUGUAAGAAGAAGGACCCGGCAGAACGGCCCUCUGCCCAAGAGGUCUUAGACACCUAUAGGAAAGUUUUAACUCUGCUUAUUCGGGAAGCAGCCAUGCCUGGUACUAGAGAAAUGUUAUAGUGAAUCAUGAGGCAAACAACAUACUGAUGUUUUAAGUUGAUGUCCUUCCUAUUUAUGUAGCUUGCCUGAUGGGCAAAAUCUCUGUCCCCAAAACUGAGAAGAAAAGAACAGCUGAACUUGUACCUCUUGAUUAAAAGAAAAAAAUCCCCCCAGUCCAAGAGCUGUGCAAGCUUUCCAUUGGCAUGUUUAAUUUACCAUUGGAAGAGGAGGAGGGAGAGAAAGGAAGUUGUGUGGGUGCAGGGAAAAUUUGUUCCUUAAGAAAUGAUAAAUUUUAUUUUGCAACAUUUACACAAAAAAUAUCUUAAAAAAUACAGAAAAACAGACAAAAAAUAUUGGUCUACCUUAACUUGUUGGUGGAGACUGGAGAGCAGGUGGCAUGCCCCCCACAAGCUUUGUGCUGAUUGCUUUGUGGCUUUGGCCUAUGUUGUGUCCACAAAGCCCUCAUCUACUUUCGAUGUAGUAAAAACAGCAGUCACUCAGAGUGGAGGACCCCAUUUCACUUCAGAUUUUGGUGAGCCCCAGUGCCAGAGCUGCAGUGGCAGUCUUUCCCUGCUGGCUGGAGCAUAGGUUGUUUUUGGAGCCAUAUGCCCUGUAUCCCACACCAGCAAGUGUGUGGCCACUUUUGGAAGCAAGAUGAUGUUGCAGAUUCUGAAGAGUCUGCUUAUAGACACAGAUUCUUGGUUUUCAAGCCUUUGUCCUGUGGUAUUCUCAGAUGGGCUCUUUAGAGAUGAAGCUGUCGAAUGCAAGUCUCUUGCUCGUCUAUAAUCCACAGAAAUGCUGAACACUUUGGAAGAGAGCUGAAGUAUGUCUCUUUUUUCAUUCACUUAUGCUGGCUUAGUGUCAUCAUGAUUUGAUGGAAAGGAGGAUAACAAGGAACUGAAAGAGAAUGUGACUUCCACAGCAAUGAGCAUUAAACACAAGCUUUGGAAAAGAAAAUUCCUGUAUUCAGAGCAUACAACUCUAUUCAAAGUCCACUAAGGAUAGAGGAAGGCUGCUAAAAAGUAGCCUUGUUUGGUGUGUUAGGAAAAAGGUUGAGGUAACCUGCAUGGAUGUAACAGCCUAGUACUAACAGCUGGAGAGGAAGAACAAUGAUGCCUUAAUCCAGCAAUAGGCUGUGUUUGGUGGGACUGGGAUCCAGGAUGUAGUUCUCUUGGUGAAUAAAAAGGAAUAAUAUGAAUGAGAAACAUGGAGUCUACCAUUGUUCACCUGAAGACUUUCUGUGCUGUGGACUAAAUCUUUGAAAGGCCUAAGAGACAACUUCCAUGUUGUGACCUGAGAGGUGAUUUCUAAGCAGAGAAGUACAUUGUCGUUUUUGCUCCUUUUUGAAGUUUCUGUGCUGCUCUUCACAUAAACCAGCCAUGUUCUGACUGCACUGAGAUCAUGCAGUCAUUUCAUAUGUAUAAUGUUCAAAUCCUGGUAUCAGAAUUUUAUUAUAAAUGGGAAAAAAUUCCUGCAAAUUAGUAAAUUCAUUCAUGAUAUUAUACAAUGCCACCAGGAGUCCUUUAAAAGCUGCCAAUUAUGCCUUUCCUUUCCCCCUGAGCAGUCUGUUUUCUUAAAUUAGACUUUUGCCAUUUUUCACUUUUCCAUUCCUUCCUUGCAGCUUUCCUACUCAGGCUGUCAGGAGACAAAGCUCAGAAAUCAAGUUCUCCAAAAGAAAGCAAUGAUUGUGGAUGCUUCGGGUUUGUUCUGGACUUUGACUCAAAAUGCCUAAAAGAAGCAUGGGGAAAAGAAAUGCUCUUUGUAAAUGUAUCAUUCAGCCUGUGAACUCUUGACUUGUUGUUAUUAUUAGGGUGAGAGUUCUACAGUUCCAGUAUGAAUACAGGAUGUGCAGCAGUUGGAAAAGUGUGUUGUUACAGCUCCUUGAAGCCAGGGAUAAGGCUUUAAAGGGCCAAAAGUCAAAUCUUCUGCAUGUUUCCCCCAUAAUAACUUGUUAUCUUUUGUUAGCCAUCAUGUACACUUGAAAGGGAAAUCAUCAUCUGAUGGCUGUAAAUAACUAUUCCAUGAAGGGUUUUUAAGAGUGUAGCAAGGACUGACAAACAUCUCGUGCUGGUUUCUCUUGGUUAAGACAAGCUUCUGCUGGGAUUCUUGCCCUGUUGUAUACUCUUGCACCUUGCAAACAGCCACAUUAAUUUCACAGAGUGAAAAAAAAAUGUGAAAAAAUUCUGGUUUGGAAUAAUUAUCUUGCCAUGGAGAUGAUUCCCUGCUCCUGGAUGAAAUAGUUACAAUUUUUUUUUAAGAAAAGGUGUCUCCCUAAACAUUCACUCUGAGCAGUGACUUCUCUAUGUUUCCUUGCCAUUCCCUCUCCUUCAGCUUGUGUGUUGUCCAGCGUUGUAUUUCAGCAGGAAUAAAUCAGAUUUAGCUGUAGCUAAAUAAUGUAGCUACAUUAUGGAGCUACAGUUUCUUUUUUGGGAUUUUUUUUCUGUCUGUGAGGAAACACUAGAUGGCAGCAUGAAGGUCAGUUUAGAGUUUGUUAUUAGCAGCUGCCUCUGAAGCCCAGACAUAGGCAGAAUCUGGCCUUGAAGCCAGUAUUUUCUUAGCAAACUUCCCUAAACCUCUUAAAGAUCUCAUUGUGUUUGCUUUAGUGAGUCUGAAGGAACAAGACAGAUAGAUAUAGGGUCUGACCUAUUAACCACACAUGCCACACAUGCCACUUCCCCUUUAACUUGCUCAUGGUCUUUGUGUACUUUACUGUCCGUUUCUAUCUCAACCUGGUGAGACCAAAACCAAGUUUGCAUGGCACCUCCUUCCAGUCUUUCUGUAAAAUCAGAUAUUUGUGCCCUAUGCAUCUGUCUAUUCUUCCCUGCUAGCUCCUUCUGUAAUCUCAAGAUUGCAUGAAUCCAGUCCUUCCCACAUUUCCAGCUUCUUUUCCCUUAAAGGGAAAAGGCAAGGCAUCACCGAGAGGGGAAAAAGAGGCAGGACAGCCCUACAUGCAGCAGUCUCCCCUCUUUCCAAUUCUCUUUUCUGGGCAUUUCAGUCUUUACCACCAAUCACAGCCUUUGAUAAAUGUUCAGGGACUUUGCUGCCUCAGUACAAGCAGCUCUUGUCUGUCUAGUGGAAAACUUCAAAAGAUGAAGGGCAGGAAGAGGCCGGUUCACAGCUGGGAGUCUGCAAGUCCCCAGCCAGAUCUAAACCAGUGGCCGUGACCUCCCCUGCUAAGACCACUGCCACAGUUCUGCCUAACCUCAACAACAGCUGCUGGUUCUUAUCUCAAGCUCAGAUCAAGUGCCCCACAUUCCCUGUCCUUUCCCACAAAAGAUGCUUCUCUGGGGAUGGUCAUUGCCAUGUUUCUUAUUGUAUUACUGUUCUUCCAUCCUGAAAGUCCAGUCAAAGAAACUGCACAAAAAUGCAGGUCACACAAAGAGAAGGACAGCAACUGAUGCUUAUCUCCUUCAGAAAACUUCAGAGGAGGUUCCCCAAACCACCCUAGGCAGUCAGUGCCAAGGCAGAUAUGAUCCCAGUCAUUCCAGGGCUUUUGUUUGCUGUCAUUAUUAAGAUGAAGGCCCUGGGUCUGGUCCCUUUCCAAGGGUCAGGGCAACUCUUUGAGGUUAGUGUAACCACCUUACCCUUCUCUUCUGGGCAAUGCCUCCUCUGCCAUCCCUGCAACAGUCCCACAGCAUAUUUCACCCACCCCCACCCACCCAGCUGCUAGACAAAGAAUCAAAGCAGAAGCUGUCUCCUAGACUCAAGAAAUAGCACCUGGCUUCCAGACUGAACUCUGUUGGGAGUUAGCACUGCUGUGCUAGCAGUGGAGACCAGGACACUUAGAGCAUGCUAGCUGAGCCUGCUGACAAUCUGGCUGUGGGUAUCAGCUGUGUCAGGGCCCACUGCUGGUAUGGUGCACUCUAUCCUUCGCCCAAUGCCGUUGCCAAAACAAAUUCCCAGUGGAUUUCCCACUAAAGUUUAGCUUUUACCAGGCAGGUUUGUACCACAGGUUAUAGAAUGGAAACACCUCUGAGGUCUCUUUCUCAGAGCAGAGUCCCAGAUUCAGUUCAAAUCCACUGCUCCUUUCAUUUUCUCCUCAGAGCCAUCCAGAGAAUAGCCCUGUCAAGGUUAUGCUGUUUUCCUUUCCAAACUGCUUGCUGGCUGCAUACUUCUGGGGGGUCAAGUCUGAUGGAGCAUUUCCCAUUCUGUGCUAUGGAUUUCAGAAUACAUCCUGAAAGCAGUCCUAUAACACUAAAUCCUGUAGGGGUGAGCAGCCUAUAUGUAGGCAACUCAUCUGUGUGUUUGACACUAUCAGAUGUAAAAAGUAGUGCAUGAAUAUCUGUGGCAGCUGUUGUGUAGGUCUGUUUAAAUACGGAGGAAAUAAAAUGGAUACAAUGUAUUUAACUGAACAUUUGUUUCUUUUUUUUUUUUUCUUUUUGGGGGAUCCGUUGAAAAAUCUGUGUUACUCUGUAUUUAAUAGAGUGGUAACUUUUAAGUGUAUCAGAUGUUGAGAACACUGCACAAAGUUUUUGAAAUUCUGUCACAAGCUCUAAAAUAAUAUUUUCCUUUCCACAUAAACAAAACAUCAGAUCAUUAUCUUUGUGAAACAGAGGCAAUGUUGUUUGCCAAAUAUAAUUUGUGAGCUAUUUGGCAGAAUAUGCAACUGUAAACCGAUUCUAUCAUUAUGACUGUAACGUCUAACCAACAG
Vidua macroura (Pin-tailed whydah) is the source of this 5888-nucleotide messenger RNA. RefSeq names its product protein O-mannose kinase (gene POMK). The transcript has 2 exons. Gene Ontology annotation, molecular function: ATP binding; protein kinase activity; carbohydrate kinase activity. Bases 197 to 1258 code for a protein of 353 amino acids. Gene Ontology annotation, biological process: protein O-linked glycosylation; protein phosphorylation; carbohydrate phosphorylation. The record is from RefSeq and is a predicted model, not a curated record. Lineage: Eukaryota; Metazoa; Chordata; Aves; Passeriformes; Viduidae. Gene Ontology annotation, cellular component: endoplasmic reticulum membrane.